This is a messenger RNA of Xylaria bambusicola, 3144 nucleotides long. RefSeq names its product P-loop containing nucleoside triphosphate hydrolase protein. The transcript has 5 exons. Bases 258 to 2792 code for a protein of 844 amino acids. Gene Ontology annotation, biological process: translational elongation. NCBI's taxonomy places the organism in Eukaryota, Fungi, Ascomycota, Sordariomycetes, Xylariales, Xylariaceae. Gene Ontology annotation, molecular function: GTPase activity; GTP binding; translation elongation factor activity. The record is from RefSeq and is a predicted model, not a curated record. Gene Ontology annotation, cellular component: cytosol; ribonucleoprotein complex.
GUUGCCCCUCAGCCCCUCUAACCCGCCGCUUGUACCUCUCUACUUCCAGUACUUACCUUACAUACGUAUGAUACAUACUUACUCCUCCUACCUACCGUAUAUUACAAAUUUUCCUUUUCUCUUUUUUCUCCCUCCUGCUCCUACCCACUGCAACUUGCAACUUGCACUUGCACUUUGCAUUCUCCCAACUUGCUUGUCGCAUACUUGCCUUCCGCAACAACCCACAGCUGUAGAGUUACCAUCAAAACACCGCCAAAAUGGUCAACUUCACGAUUGACGAGAUCCGGCAGCUUAUGGACAAGCCGACCAAUGUCCGUAACAUGUCCGUCAUUGCCCACGUCGAUCAUGGAAAGUCCACCUUGACCGAUUCCCUGCUGGCUAAGGCCGGUAUUAUCUCCACCGCAAAGGCUGGUGAUGCGAGAGCCACAGAUACAAGAGCCGACGAACAGGAACGUGGUAUUACUAUCAAGUCUACGGCUAUCUCCCUGUACGGUACUCUUCCCAGCGAGGAGGACUUGAAGGACAUCGUCGGCCAAAAGUCCGAUGGUACUGAUUUCUUGAUCAACCUCAUUGACUCGCCCGGUCACGUUGAUUUCUCUUCUGAAGUCACUGCUGCUCUCCGUGUCACUGAUGGUGCCCUUGUCGUCGUCGACACCAUCGAGGGUGUCUGCGUCCAGACCGAGACUGUUUUGCGUCAGGCUCUGACUGAGCGCAUCAAGCCUGUUGUCGUCAUCAACAAGGUUGACCGUGCUCUUCUCGAACUCCAGGUUUCCAAGGAGGACUUGUACCAGACCUUCUUGCGAACCAUCGAGUCCGUCAACGUCGUUAUUUCUACCUACCUUGACAAGUCCCUGGGCGACCUCCAGGUCUACCCUGAGAAGGGAACCGUCGCCUUCGGUUCCGGUCUUCACGGCUGGGCCUUCACCAUCCGCCAGUUCGCCAUCCGUUACGCCAAGAAGUUCGGUGUCGACCGAAACAAGAUGAUGGAGCGUCUCUGGGGUGACAACUACUUCAACGCCGCCACCAAGAAGUGGACCAACAAGGGUACCCACGAGGGCAAACAGCUCGAGCGUGCCUUCAACCAGUUCAUCUUGGACCCCAUCUUCAAGAUCUUCGCCGCUGUCAUGAACUUCAAGAAGGAAGAGGUCGCCACCCUGCUUUCCAAGCUCGACCUCAAGCUUCCUGCUGAGGACAAGGAGAAGGAGGGCAAGCAGCUCCUCAAGGCCGUCAUGCGAACAUUCUUGCCCGCUGCCGACUCCCUUUUGGAGAUGAUGAUCCUCCACCUUCCUUCCCCAGUCACAGCUCAGAAGUACCGUGCUGAGACUCUCUACGAGGGUCCCAUCGAUGACGAGGCUGCCAUUGGUAUCCGUGACUGUGACCCCAAGGGUCCCCUCAUGCUUUACGUUUCCAAGAUGGUGCCCACUUCCGAUAAGGGUCGUUUCUACGCUUUCGGUCGUGUCUUCUCCGGUACAGUCAAGUCUGGUAUCAAGGUCCGCAUCCAGGGUCCCAACUACACCCCUGGCAAGAAGGAGGACCUGUUCAUUAAGGCCAUCCAGCGUACCGUUCUGAUGAUGGGUGGCAAGGUCGAGCCCAUUGAUGACAUGCCUGCUGGUAACAUUGUUGGUCUCGUUGGUAUUGACCAGUUCUUGCUCAAGUCCGGUACCCUGACCACCCUUGAAACCGCCCACAACCUUAAGGUCAUGAAGUUCUCCGUAUCACCCGUCGUCACCCGAUCCGUCCAGGUCAAGAACGCCCAGGAUCUUCCCAAGCUUGUUGAAGGUCUCAAGCGUCUAUCCAAGUCCGACCCCUGCGUCCUUACUUCCACCAGCGAGUCUGGUGAGCACGUCGUUGCUGGUGCUGGUGAACUUCACCUCGAGAUCUGCUUGAAGGAUCUUGAGGAAGACCACGCUGGUGUUCCCCUCAUCUUCUCCGACCCCGUCGUCCAGUACCGUGAGACCGUCAGUGCCAAGUCGUCCAUCACUGCUCUCUCCAAGUCCCCCAACAAGCACAACCGUCUAUACAUGGUUGCUGAGCCCAUGGACGAGGAGUUGGCUAAGACCAUCGAGGAUGGCAAGAUCUCUCCCCGUGACGAUUUCAAGGCUCGUGCCCGUGUACUAGCUGACGACUUCGGCUGGGAUGUCACUGAUGCCCGUAAGAUUUGGUGUUUCGGUCCCGAUGGUACCGGCGCCAACUUGCUCGUCGACCAGACCAAGGCCGUGCAAUACCUCAACGAAAUCAAGGACUCUGUUGUCUCCGGUUUCCAGUGGGCUACCCGUGAAGGUCCCAUUGCCGAGGAGCCCAUCCGUAGCGUCCGCUGGAACAUCCUUGAUGUUACUCUGCACGCUGAUGCUAUCCACCGUGGCGGUGGUCAGCUCAUCCCCACUGCCAGACGUGUGCUCUACGCUGCUACCCUGCUGGCUGAUCCCGCUCUGCAAGAGCCUGUCUUCUUGGUCGAGAUUCAAGUACCCGAGAGUGCCAUGGGCGGUGUUUACGGUGUCUUGACCCGUAGAAGAGGUCACGUCUUCAACGAGGAGCAGCGCCCUGGUACUCCUCUGUUCACCAUCAAGGCUUACCUCCCUAUUGCCGAGUCCUUCGGCUUCAACGCCGAUCUCCGACAGGCCACCUCCGGCCAGGCCUUCCCUCAGAUGGUGUUCGACCACUGGCAACUCUUGCCCGGUGGCUCACCUCUCGACAAGACCUCCAAGGUCGGCCAGGUCGUCGAGACGAUGCGGAAGCGCAAGGGUAUCAAGAUCGAGGUACCAGACGUUAGCAACUACUAUGACAAGCUAUAAAAGAUUCCGCACUUUGAUUAUAGACUACAACCUCAUCCCAAUUUUCACGAAUAUCAUGAGACGGCUCGACGCAUUGCUGGCGCGUUUGGGGAUGAUGGGGGGUCUUCGAGGUUGGCAAGGCUUGAUUUGAGCCUGUGUGGGAUUGAAAAGGUAGACAAAGGCACUUGGUAUGACCCUUUGUAGCGACUUUGUAGCUUGUAUUCCAUCCAUCUGGCUUACCUGUAGUUUCGAGGACAAUUGAUAAUGAGUUAAGAACAUACCUAAUGUAUGAUUUGCAUGUCUGAUAUGUCUUCGGUAGUUAUCCUUAUAUCUUUAAUGAUAGAAUGCGAAUACUAAUAGACGACGCAUAGUA